Messenger RNA from Mirounga angustirostris (Northern elephant seal), 2103 nucleotides. It is a transcript of the gene PEX14, whose product is annotated as peroxisomal biogenesis factor 14. The record is from RefSeq and is a predicted model, not a curated record. Lineage: Eukaryota; Metazoa; Chordata; Mammalia; Carnivora; Phocidae. Gene Ontology annotation, cellular component: peroxisomal importomer complex; peroxisomal membrane. Bases 120 to 1244 code for a protein of 374 amino acids. Gene Ontology annotation, biological process: protein import into peroxisome matrix, docking. The transcript is spliced from 9 exons. Gene Ontology annotation, molecular function: signaling receptor binding.
UGCGUGCCCGCCAUCGACCGGCUCCGUUCCGGCUACCUUGGUCUGGGCGGGUGAGCGAGAGCGAGGGCGCUUGGGAGACGCCUCGCCCAGCGGCGAUAGAUUAGUUAGGCCUCAGAAAGAUGGCGUCCUCGGAGCAGGCAGAGCAGCCGAGCCAGCCAAGCUCUACUCCAGGAAGUGAAAAUGUGGUGCCUCGAGAGCCUCUGAUUGCCACAGCAAUGAAGUUUCUACAGAAUUCCCGGGUCCGCCAGAGCCCACUUGCGACCAGGAGAGCGUUCCUUAAGAAGAAAGGGCUGACAGAUGAAGAGAUUGAUUUGGCUUUCCAGCAGUCAGGCACAGCUGCUGAUGAGCCUUCGUCCUUGGGCCCAGCCACACAGGUGGUUCCUGUCCAGCCCCCUCACCUCAUUUCUCAGCCGUACAGCCCUGUGGGGUCCCGAUGGAGAGACUACGGUGCCUUGGCUGUCAUCACGGCAGGCAUUGCGUUUGGCUUUCACCAGCUCUACAAGAGAUACCUGCUCCCCCUCGUCAUGGGUGGCCGAGAGGACAGGAAGCACCUGCAGAGUAUGGAGGCGAGUCUCUCGGAGCUGAGUGGCAGCGUGGCACAGACAGUGACUCAGUUACAGAUGACUUUAGCCUCCAUCCAGGAGCUGCUGAUUCAGCAGCAGCAGAAGGUCCAGGAGCUCGCCCACGAACUGGCUGCAGCCAAGGCCACCACAUCUACCAAUUGGAUCCUGGAGUCUCAGAAUAUCAAUGAACUCAAGUCGGAAAUUAACUCCUUGAAGGGGCUGCUUUUAAACCGGAGGCAGUUCCCUCCGUCCCCCUCAGCCCCGAAGAUACCGUCUUGGCAGAUCCCAGUCAAGUCCCCGUCACCCUCCAGCCCUGCGGCUGCCAACCACCACAGCAGCAGUGACAUCUCGCCCGUCAGCAACGAGUCCACGUCCUCCUCGCCCGUGAAGGAGGGCCACGGCCCCGAGGGCUCCACGGCCACCUACCACCUGCUGGGCCCCCAGGAGGAGGGCCAGGGGCUGGUGGAUGUCAAGGGCCAGGUGAGGAUGGAGGUGCAGGGCGAGGAGGAGAAGAGGGAGGACGAGGAAGACGAGGAGGACGAGGACUUGAGCCACGUGGACGAGGAAGCCUGCCUCGGGGUGCAGAGGGAGGACCGCCGGGGCGGGGACGGGCAGAUCAACGAGCAGGUGGAGAAGCUGCGCCGGCCGGAGGGCGCCAGCAACGAGAACGAGCGGGACUAGGCCCCCCCCGGGGCUCGGCCUCCGCCAGCGGGUUGCCGGGGCCUGGCUCCUUCUCUGGCUCUGGGAGGGCGGCCUCGAGCCGGGUAGGGCCAGAGCCGUCGCAGCCUCCGUGGGGCCUGAGCCCUGUGCGUGGGGUCGCAUUUGUGUGUGGCCAGCCUCCCCCCGCCUGAACGCCAGCCCCAGCCCGCCACUUCCUCAGCUCAGCCCCAGCCCGACGGGCCUGCGACCUUGUGCUCAGGUCAGGCGGCGGGGUGGCGGCGUGUGCUCUGGACUCCAGCCCCCUUGAGCCCCGGCUCCCGGACAGAGGUCUCGUCCAGGGCGUGUCUGCUGAGCAUCUUAGCUAACCUAACACCGUGCAUGACAAGAGGUAGUUUAAUUACCUGGCUCCUGAUGCUCCGAAGAGGAAGGGCUGCAUUGAUGUGUCUGCUCUUCCACCUCCCUCCUGUCCUGCCAUGGCUCCUUGACUUGCCCGCAAGGGGCCGGGGGGCCGUCUUGUCAUGUUUCCAGAGCCACGGCCCCGGGCUCUUCUCUCUGGGCCGGGGCCUCCCCGGGCCUCCCAGCCAGGUCUCGUCCAGAUGAUGCCGCCCCCAUGCGCUGUCCCAGCCCCACCGUGCCCUGUCGUCCUUCCAGACGAAUGAAAUCACACUGCACUUCUGCCGUCCUCGCUUGCUGCGUUGUGACUCAGCUAACCCCGUGGCGAGACGUGGUUCGGACUCCCACAUAGGAGCCAGGCGUCAGGGCCUCCCUGUCUGCCCUUCCCACCCAGAAACACAUGUGCAUUUGUGUGAUCAGGUCUAGGUUUCAGAAUAUAAGAUACUACUGUAUAUAAUUGUAAUAAAUACGAGUUGUCGCUAUUUAA